Molecule: messenger RNA, 1750 nt
Organism: Oxyura jamaicensis (ruddy duck)
Lineage: Eukaryota; Metazoa; Chordata; Aves; Anseriformes; Anatidae
Gene: SLC7A10
Product: solute carrier family 7 member 10
Exons: 11
Coding region: 51-1568 (505 amino acids)
Biological process (GO): D-serine transmembrane transport; amino acid transmembrane transport; D-alanine transmembrane transport
Cellular component (GO): membrane
Molecular function (GO): neutral L-amino acid transmembrane transporter activity; L-amino acid transmembrane transporter activity
Source: RefSeq, a predicted model, not a curated record
AUGCGCGGCGCGGGGCCGAGCGGGGCAGCGCAGCGCGGCGCGGGGCAGCGAUGGCGGGCGGGGAGCAGCGCGGGGAGCGACCCGGCGGCCCGGCGCGGGUGGCGCUGCAGAAGGAGAUCGGGCUGGGCAGCGCCUGUGCCAUCAUCAUCGGUAACAUCAUUGGUUCUGGGAUCUUUAUUUCGCCCAAAGGGGUUUUGGAGCACACCGGCUCAGUGGGACUCGCUCUCAUUAUUUGGGUGCUCGGCGGUGGGGUCGCUGCCCUUGGAUCACUGUGUUAUGCUGAGCUAGGAGUUACAAUCCCCAAGUCAGGAGGGGACUAUUCCUACGUCACAGAGAUCUUUGGUGGGUUAGCUGGGUUUCUGCUGCUCUGGAGCGCUGUGCUUAUCAUGUACCCUACCAGUCUGGCUGUCAUUGCGCUGACGUUCUCAAACUAUGUCCUGCAGCCUGUGUUCCCUAACUGUAUUCCCCCCUAUAAUGCCUCCAGGAUCCUCUCCAUGGUGUGUUUACUACUCCUGACCUGGGUGAACAGCUCCAGCGUUCGAUGGGCAACACGCAUUCAGGAUAUAUUUACAGCAGGAAAACUCUUAGCCUUGGCCCUUAUCAUUACUGUGGGCUUCAUACAGAUCUUUAAAGGAAACUAUGAAGAGCUGACACCCAGCAAAGCAUUCAAUUUUUGGAUGACUCCAUCCGUGGGGCAUUUAGCGUUAGCUUUCCUUCAAGGGUCAUUUGCAUUCAGUGGCUGGAACUUCUUGAACUAUGUAACAGAGGAGUUGGUUGAUCCCCGCAGGAACCUACCUCGUGCCAUAUUCAUAUCCAUCCCAUUGGUGACAUUUGUGUACACGUUCACCAACAUUGCAUAUUUCACUGCCAUGUCACCCCAAGAGCUCUUGUCCUCCAACGCUGUGGCGGUAACAUUUGGUGAAAAGUUACUGGGCUAUUUUUCCUGGGUUAUGCCAGUCUCAGUGGCCCUAUCUACAUUUGGAGGAAUAAAUGGAUACCUAUUUACCUCAUCAAGGUUAUGUUUCUCUGGUGCCCGAGAAGGACAUUUACCAAGUUUGCUUGCCAUGAUCCAUGUGAAGCACUGCACGCCCAUCCCCGCCCUGCUUGUCUGUUGCUUGGCCACUCUUAUCAUCAUGCUUGUUGGAGACACAUACACGCUAAUCAACUAUGUGUCAUUUAUUAACUACCUCUGCUAUGGAGUGACAAUUAUAGGCCUGAUUGUGUUACGCUGGAAGAAACCCAAAAUCUUCAGACCUAUCAAGGUGAACCUCCUCAUCCCUGUCACUUACCUGGCAUUCUGGGCAUUUCUGCUGAUCUUCAGCAUAUACUCUGAGCCAGUUGUCUGUGGUGUCGGACUUAUUAUCAUUUUAACUGGAGUGCCAGUGUUUUUUCUUGGAGUCUACUGGAGAAACAAACCAAAGUGUGUAAAUAGGUUAACAGAGUCGGUGACAUGCUGGGGACAGAAGCUGUGUUUCGUGGUCUACCCCCAGGAUGGGGUGGCCGAAGAGGACGAGGCGCCUGCUGCCCGCUCCCACCUGCCAGCCAGUGAGACCUCCCUGAGGAAAUAACAGAGCAGCCUCUGGGGCUGAAGGGGCUUCUUGUUUACAUGCCGAUUUUUGCAAAAAAGUUUUUCUGGAAUUAAAAGUUUUUAGAGAUCCAAUAGUAAGCUACACCCUUUAUGGCAUCUGUAGCUUUUAGUUUUUCCCUGAGGAAAAAAAAAUGAAAAAAGAAAAAAAAAUAAAAUAUAAAA